Molecule: messenger RNA, 2489 nt
Organism: Oryza sativa Japonica Group (Japanese rice)
Lineage: Eukaryota; Viridiplantae; Streptophyta; Magnoliopsida; Poales; Poaceae
Biological process (GO): CTP biosynthetic process; pyrimidine nucleobase biosynthetic process
Molecular function (GO): CTP synthase activity; identical protein binding
Source: RefSeq, a predicted model, not a curated record
CACCUCGAGUGCUCCUCACAUCCCCAUUGCAGAACCUCUCUCCCUUCUUGGUUCUUCUUCUCAUCUCCUCCCACUCCAGCUCUGCCCCUGAGCCAAGAACUGAGCAGCAGAGAGCUCGUGGUCUCUUUGCCAGCUUCUCCUCAGUCCUCACCAAGCUGUUCUUGCAGAGAAAACAUAGCCAAAGAGCUAAUUUGAGCUCCCACCAUGAAGUACGUGCUGGUGACAGGAGGGGUGGUGAGCGGCCUCGGCAAGGGCGUGACCGCGAGCAGCAUCGGCGUCGUGCUCAAGGCCUGCGGGCUCCGCGUCACCACCAUCAAGAUUGACCCAUACCUCAACACUGAUGCUGGAACCAUGUCUCCGUUCGAGCAUGGUGAGGUCUUCGUUUUGGACGAUGGUGGAGAGGUGGACUUGGACCUUGGAAAUUACGAACGUUUUCUGGACAUCAAAUUGACCCGUGAUAACAACAUAACCACGGGAAAAAUAUAUCAGUCAGUCAUUAACAAAGAAAGGAGAGGAGACUACUUGGGGAAAACCAUUCAGGUGUGUGACCAGUAUGUGGUGGGAAGCUUUAAUGUGAGAAAUAUCUAUGUUUAUUACUUAAUUUGUCCAUAUUUUCCUUUUCAGGUUGUGCCACAUAUUACAGAUGAAAUUCAAGAUUGGAUUGAACGUGUAGCGAUGAAUCCGGUCGAUGGUAAAGAAGGACCUCCUGAUGUUUGUGUCAUAGAACUUGGUGGCACCAUAGGGGAUAUUGAAUCAAUGCCCUUUAUUGAAGCAUUAGGUCAAUUUUCCUACCGUGUUGGACCUGGAAACUUCUGUCUGGUCCAUGUCAGUCUUGUUCCAGUUUUAAAUGUAGUUGGUGAACAGAAAACUAAACCUACCCAGCAUAGUGUUCGUGGGCUAAGAGGCCUUGGAUUGGCACCUGACAUUUUAGCAUGUCGCAGUACCGAGCCACUGGAAGAAAACGUGAAAGCAAAGCUCUCACAAUUUUGUCACGUUCCAGUCUCAAGUAUUAUUAAUCUCCAUGACGUUACAAACAUUUGGCACAUCCCCUUGUUGCUAAGGGACCAAAGGGCCCAUGAAGCUAUUCUGAAAGUUCUAGACCUUCAAUUUGUCGGUAAAGUACCACGAGAACCCAAGUUGGUUGAAUGGACCGAAAGAGCCAGCAAGUUUGACAAGUUGAAGGCUACGGUUAAGAUUGCGAUGGUUGGAAAAUAUACUGGGCUGUCCGAUUCCUACCUGUCUGUUCUAAAGGCACUUUUGCAUGCAUCGGUUGCUAUGGGAAGAAAGCUUGUAGUGGAGUGGGUUCCUUCCUGUGAUCUUGAAGAUUCUGCAGCCAAAGAGACCCCUGAAGCCCAUAAAAAAGCAUGGAAGCUACUCAAGGGUGCAGAGGGUAUACUUGUCCCUGGAGGCUUUGGAGAUAGAGGUGUUCAGGGAAAAAUUCUUGCUGCAAAAUAUGCACGAGAAAAUAAUGUUCCUUAUCUCGGCAUUUGCUUGGGUAUGCAAAUUGCAGUGAUUGAUUUUGCCUGUUCUAUCAUGAAAUUACCGGGUGCAAAUAGCACAGAGUUUGACCCAGAUACAAUGUCACCCUGCGUCAUUUUCAUGCCAGAGGGUUCCAAAACCCAUAUGGGGGCAACUAUGCGGCUUGGAUCAAGGAGAACAUAUUUCCAUGCCACUGCAUGCAAAUCUGCAAAGCUGUAUGGUAAUGCUAGAUUCGUAGACGAAAGACAUCGACACAGAUAUGAGGUAAAUCCUGAAAUGGUACCAGAGUUUGAGAAGGCCGGACUUUCAUUUGUUGGCAAGGAUGAGAGUGGAAGACGCAUGGAGAUUAUUGAACUACCCAGUCAUAAAUUUUUCAUUGGAGUACAGUUCCAUCCUGAAUUCAAGUCAAGACCAGGGAAGCCAUCUCCACUUUUCUUAGGAUUAAUAGCAGCAGCAUCUGGACAACUAGAAACUUUGCUCCAACCAAGUUCCAACAUUGUCAAUCCAAAUCCUAUGCCCAGAUUUCCCAUUCCCAAAAAGACGAUUUACCAUGCCAAGAAGCCACUGGACAGCUUGGUAAACGGAUACUUUGCAAAUGGCAACGUCAUCCACACUUGAUUAGCAGUUGUGCAAAUCCUAAGCGAGGCCUUGUUUGAGAUUUGUUUCUACGGUUUUCUGCUUGAACCCUAAUCUUUUCUUCUUCUUCGUUUUCGUGUUUUUUUUUUGGCUUUGUAUUUGUCUCUGCUCAACUGAGAAGGCUAAGAGUUGCAAGCUCCAGAUACACGGUUCCCAUGUUUUAAGAGGAAACGUCCUCCGGUCAUGUUGAAGCAAAGUUUAGCUAUAGGGUGGUGUAGUGUGCUGUUUAUUUCCUGCUGAGGCCUCAAUUAAGGCUGGAAAUGUAUUGGUAGCUUUAGUAUAGCCUGGCAUCUCAACUAUUUGUACAUUGGGAAAAAAACCUACCUAAGUACUGAAUAUACAAAUGCUUGGCCAAGAUUGCUUACUUCAAUGAA